AGCCACCACCUUUCUUCGAGUGCCCAAGUGUGCGCUCUGCUGGGCUGGGUGCCGGCUGAGGCAGCAGCAAGCGCUGGGGACAAAGCUUUGCACGUCCACUCUCAUCUCCCCCUGUAACAGUGCCACUUUUGUGUCCCCGUGCUUGCAUUUACCAACUCAGUUGGGGCUCUGGGAUCCUGGCGCUGGGUGGGGGCCAAGGGAGGCUGUGGUGGGACUGAUCCUGCCCGGCCAGCAGCCCCUUGCUGUCCCAGCGAGCCCCCGCGUCAGCAGCCCUGGUGAAUUCGUGGCUCCUGAUUCCUCAGGCAGGAAUUAAAUGCAUCGUUAAUUGGAAGUCUUGCUGAACGCCAGCCGCGCGGUGUGAUCCAGCGGCUGCAUUAAGGCAUCUCGCUGGGUGCAGAUUAAGCCAUAUAAAGAAAUCCAGGCAGAAAAGAAACACAAAGUGGACUCAGGUCGGUGCCGCUGAAUUUGCACAGUGGCCUCUCCAAAGCCCCGUGCUUGUCAGGGAAGUGCCCGGCGGUGAAGUGCACAAGCAGCUGAGGUGGUGCUGGCCGAGCUGCCCACGCUCGAGCCAGGAGCCUCCCAAAAGAGCCGUGGGAGCCCUGGGGACAGCAGCACCCAGCUGCUCCUCUCCUGGCGUCCUGCACCCCGCGGCGAUGCUGCCCAUGCCAGCCCUCAGCUGCCCCGUGCAAACUCCCAGCCCUGGGUUUAGUUCCCCAGCCCAGCGCGAGUGACGUCCUUGCUGCUUUGAGGAGUCAAUUAAAAGGUGAAAAUUUCCCCCGUUGUGUGCUGGCAGGAGAGGCGGGUCGGUGAAGGGCAUGCCAGGGGUGAUGCAGCACCUUGCAGGGGCCAACUCACGGAGCUCGCUGGGUGCGGGUGCGCGGGGACGGAGCCGUCGCCCCAUGCAAACCACGACCCCAUGCAAACCACGAGCCCUUCUGACCCCAGCUCCGCGGGACAGCCCCGACAGCCCCGUCUGUGAAUGCUGUGUGGGUCCCUGGGCGCUCGCAGCCUCUCCGCACCGGGGGGGGGGGGCUGUGCUUGGGCGCUGCCUUCACCCCCCUCCCCGCGGCUGCGGAGCGCUCGCCGCAUCCUGCACGGCAGCAUCUCGUGGAGGGCUUUGGCAUAACCAUGGCAACUGCCAGGUAAUUAACAGACGGCUCUCAAUGUCAUGGGAACAAUCCACGAGCAAACAGCGCACGCGGGCGCUGGGCUGCACGCCUCCCUGCCCCUCCGGUGCAGGACGUGGCCCGCAGGGCUCCACCUGGCCUGCCCCAAAACCGGCUCCGUGUGCGCUGCCCCCACGUCCCCUGGGCACCAGGGACAGAGACGUUAGGAGCGACUUUCUGGCUCGCCUGCCGCUUCGCUUUGCUUCUGCCAGGAGCUGCCCCUGCGCAGCGGCUGGGCGCAGGAGAGGCAGGCUCGCCGCGACGCUCCGUCUGCAGGGCUGCUGCUGAGCCGGCUGCAGGGAGCUGCAGCGAGGAGCCACCACCCCGGGGAGCCCCCCGGCUCCCACCGUGGCGUGGGGCAGGAUCCUGCGGGGUGGCACAGCCGUGACGAGAAGCAGGAUGCGCCCCACGGCCACCUGAACCCUGCGACCGCCGGCUUUUGGGGGGCCAGGACGUCCCAGGGAGCUGGUUAGGGUCGAAGGGGCCAUGGAGCCCAGCGGGGACGGUGCCAACGCCACCGCCUACGAGCUCGUCCUGCAGAACCGCCCCAACGCCAGCGCGCAAUUCACCGGGGUGCAGCUCAUCCAGUCCUUCAAGCCCCUCAUCAUCCCCUGCUACGCCCUCGUCGUCCUCGUCGGCAUCUUCGGCAACUACCUGCUCCUCUACGUCAUCUGCAAGUCCAAGAAGAUGCACAACGUCACCAACUUCUUCAUCGGGAACCUGGCCUUCUCGGACAUGCUGAUGUGCGCCACCUGCGUGCCCUUCACCCUGGCCUACGCCUUCAACCCCCAGGGCUGGGUCUUCGGGAAGUUUUUGUGCUACUUCGUGUUCCUGAUGCAGCCCAUGACCGUCUACGUCUCCGUCUUCACGCUCACGGCCAUCGCGGUGGACAGGUACUACGCCACCGUGCACCCCCUGAAGAAGCGCAUCUCGGUCACCAGCUGCGUCUACGUGGUGGGGGGCAUCUGGCUGCUGUCCUGCGCGCUGGUGGCCCCGGCGGUGGCGCACACCUACCACGUGGAGUUCCGGCAGCAGGGCUUCGCCAUCUGCGAGGAGUUCUGGAUGGAGAAGGAGGCGCAGCGCCUGGCCUACGCCUACAGCACCCUGAUCCUCACCUACAUCCUGCCGCUCUCCGCCGUCUCCCUCUCCUACCUGUGCAUCUCGGUGAAGCUGAGGAACCGCGUGGUGCCCGGGCACCCCACGCAGAGCCAGGCCGAGUUCGACCGCCUGAGGAAGAGGAAGAUCUUCCGCCUCAUCGUGCUGGUGGUGGCGGCCUUCGGGGUCUGCUGGCUGCCCAUCCACGUCUUCAACGUCAUCCGGGACAUCGACAUCAGCCUCAUCGACAAGCACUACUUCCUGCUCAUCCAGCUGCUGUGCCACUGGUUCGCCAUGAGCUCCUCCUGCUGCAACCCCUUCCUCUACGCCUGGCUGCACGACCGCUUCCGCGGCGAGCUCAGGAAGAUGUUCGCCUGCGAGCACCGCAUCCUCCCCGCCAACAACUGCGCGGCCGCCAGCGUCGUGCUCUGAGGGCCCGCGCCCCGGCCGCCCCCGCGCUCCCACCCGUCGCUGCGUCCGCCAGAGGUUUCCCCACCGAUGCGCUGCCGUGGGGUCACUGAGGCUCAUCCCAUCCCGUCCACGCGGGGACUGAUCCUUCCCCGUGGUGGAGGCGAGGUGUCACCCCCGGCACAGCUCCCCCCCCCCCGCCCCGCGCGCCCGGGAUCUCCGCCGGUGCCGCCCCAAGGUCUGUGCGCCCAGCCCCGGGGAGUCCGGUCCCGGUGGCCGUGGGGUACCCGGGGAAAUAGGGGGGGGACAGGGCUGGGGUGGGCAACGGGGCUCCUGCAAGACAAAGUGCCCGGGGAGCUUCGUGCUCGGCUUUGGGGCUGCAAGCACGUCAUUAUUCUGAAUUAACCAAGAAAAUGGGGCCCGCGUUCAGCUGCAGCGAGCUUUGGGGGGGGGCGGCGGUUUGGUGCCCCUCGUGAAGCGCAUCGCGUGGCCUGCAUUAAAUCCGCUCCGGGCGC
Molecule: messenger RNA, 3184 nt
Organism: Cygnus olor (mute swan)
Lineage: Eukaryota; Metazoa; Chordata; Aves; Anseriformes; Anatidae
Product: prolactin-releasing peptide receptor-like
Exons: 4
Coding region: 1653-2693 (346 amino acids)
Biological process (GO): G protein-coupled receptor signaling pathway
Cellular component (GO): neuron projection; plasma membrane
Molecular function (GO): neuropeptide Y receptor activity; neuropeptide binding
Source: RefSeq, a predicted model, not a curated record